Mercenaria mercenaria is the source of this 1870-nucleotide messenger RNA. Its product is annotated as probable inactive tRNA-specific adenosine deaminase-like protein 3. The record is from RefSeq and is a predicted model, not a curated record. Lineage: Eukaryota; Metazoa; Mollusca; Bivalvia; Venerida; Veneridae. Bases 244 to 1257 code for a protein of 337 amino acids. Gene Ontology annotation, molecular function: tRNA-specific adenosine-34 deaminase activity. The transcript is spliced from 9 exons. Gene Ontology annotation, cellular component: nucleus; cytoplasm.
CGAAAAUUGAGACCGUGAUAGAAAAAGAUUGUUCCAAAUUAUUGUUGUUUUCUUGACUAACAGUAAUGAACAACAGGCAAGAUAUAUGGAAAAAUAUAUAAAGAAAUGAUUUACGUGACAUUAUGAAUUGUUUCUUGUUUUGAUUUAUCAGUUGCACCGCGGUACUGUCGAAGUGUAUAGGUUUUCGGAUGUGACAUCCAAGGUCUUUCUCAGAGUUUUGAAUCUGACUCAGCCAGGUAUACUAUGCAACACCUUGUAAACAAAAAACUUAGAACUGAUGCAGCUGAUCAGCAGAUAUGUCCACAUAUAGAAUCAGUGUUAGCAGAUAAAUAUCUUGCUGCUAUAGAACUAGAUGACGUGUAUGUAUGUCAGGUUACAGAGAAGAAGAAAACAUCUGAAAUCCUGAGGCAUUUAACAGUCAAGUACCCGCUGGAUCAGUAUCCACAUAUAAAGAGAGUAAAGUCUAGUCAAGCUAAUGGAACAGCAAAUCUACAAAUUGUUAUCUGUAAGAAAUCAUGUCAGUCUGAAGAAGAGGUCAGAUCUUUACUGGAACCGUUUAUUGAUAGUAUUGGAGCUGUUGGUGUGGUCAAGAUUCCAGCAAGCCCGCCACUCACACGGAACCAAUAUAACAACUGUAUACAAUACUGGCCUGUCAACUUCCAUGAAAAUAAAGUAAUCAGUCGUCUGCUAUCUGGCACAUUCUUUACAGACAAAGAGUUGAGAGUAAUCAGCAAUCAUAUGGUAGAGGCAAUCAGAAUGGUACAACUAGCUAAAUGCAGUAAACAGAAACCUAUAGGAGCUGUAAUAGUGGAUCCAUUAACGGACACGGUGAUAGCAAAGGCUUAUGACAUACGAGAAGUUUCUCAUCCUCUUCAUCAUGCCACAAUGGUGUGUAUAGACCUGGUAGCUAAAUCUCAGGGUGGAGGAAUGUGGAAAUAUCAACAAGAGGCUGACUUCUAUUCUGCUGAGCCUGAUGUGAAAGAAAGGAAAUCAGAAGAGCCAGAAAGUAAAACGGGACCAUAUUUAUGUACAGGAUACCAUAUGUAUGUUACACAGGAGCCUUGUGUCAUGUGUUCCAUGGCUCUUGUUCACUCUAGGGUACAGCGUGUAUAUUAUGGUAGUUGCCAACAGGAAGGGGCUCUGGGAUCCAUGUACAAAGUUCAUGUACAGGAAGGGUUGAAUCAUCAUUAUGAAGUAUUUAAAGGUGUGAUGAAAACGGAUUGUGAUGAUUUAUAUAACAAUAUAAUAGACAGAUGAUAUAAUUAUAUUACACAAUGGCUAGUACCAAGUAAUGCUUGGUUAUUAUUAGCUGCACGUUCUAUGAAAUUGUGAGUAUGAGAAAAUGCUUGAAAUUUGACGUUGAAGGAAUAGAUACUGUUGGGAGAAUAGUAUUGAGAUAACUCAAGAAUUGUCAAGAUUAUUGGGUCUUGUUGAUACAGGUUAUGAUGGGAUAUGGGUAUCAUGUGAAGAUUAAGCUAUAAGAUGGAAGGUAUUGAUAAUGAAAGUCCUGGGUAUAAGGUUUGAGGAUUACCAUACCAAAAAUACGCAUGUCCAUUCUUCCAGUGGUCAGUCCGUCUGUAAUCCAUGACCACUCUAUAUAUUCUUAACUGCUUGGAUGAUUCUUUUAACAAAACUAGGAUCAGUUGUAGAUGUCACCUGAGCAAGCUCAACUUGCACCUAUAAGAUAUACCAGGGGUAUAGCGAAGAAUGCAUUUAAACAAAAUUUUUGUAUUUAUAGCUUGUGGCCGAGCGUAACUUGAAUGAUUUUGCCAAGUGUUAAGAUUAGAGGUGAAUUGCAAUUAUUGGUUGGUUUAGAAAGUGUUCAUUGUUUGAAAAAUACAUACAUUUUAAGAUUAAUUAAAUGAAACUU